Messenger RNA from Letharia lupina, 1398 nucleotides. RefSeq lists its product as uncharacterized. Gene Ontology annotation, molecular function: transmembrane transporter activity. NCBI's taxonomy places the organism in Eukaryota, Fungi, Ascomycota, Lecanoromycetes, Lecanorales, Parmeliaceae. The record is from RefSeq and is a predicted model, not a curated record. The transcript is spliced from 4 exons. Bases 1 to 1398 code for a protein of 465 amino acids. Gene Ontology annotation, biological process: transmembrane transport.
AUGGUACGGAUCAGCGUUCUAUAUCGCAUUCCUCUUGCCGGUAAGACGUUCAUUCUCUUUCCAAAGCGGACGGUCUACUUGGCCUACCUAGGAGUGUUUGAGCUUGGAAGUUUGGUUUGCGCACUGGCACCGACAUCGAAUGCGCUUAUUGCUGGAAGAGCUGUAGCAGGGUUCGGGGCUUCGGGGGUCUUUGCCGGAGGCUUUGUUCUACUGACGACAAUCAUUCCGCUACACAAGCGCGCCAUCUGGACGGGGACGAUGAGCUCGACAUUUGCUAUUGCUAGUAUCGUGGGCCCCGUCAUUGCUGGCGCUUUUACCGAGCAUAUCACAUGGCGGUGGUGCUUCUAUCUCAAUCUCCCAAUCGGAGGUUUCGCCGCAGUGCUCAUUCUGUUUCUAUUUCGCAUCAAGGCAGCAGCAACCGAAAAAGCCCGGUUACUGGAAAAGAUUAAAGGUUUAGACGGCUUAGGCUUUGUUCUAUUCGCUGGCUCUAUAACAAUGCUGCUCCUGGCCCUCCAAUUCGGUGGGACGGCAUAUGCUUGGAAGUCGUCAGUAAUCAUUGGCCUCUUCGUCGGUUUUGGCGUCACUAUGCUUGCCUUCAUUCCAUGGCAACUGUACCUGCAAGAUACGGCACUGAUUCCUCCGAGGUUGUUCAAGAAUAGGAACGCCUCGCUCAUCUUCUCUAGCUCCAUAUUCGUGAAUGGACCGUUUCAGACUAUCGUUUACUGGCUACCCAUUUGGUUCCAAGCUGUCCUAGGAGUUAGCCCAGAGGCUAGCGGUAUUAGGUACUUGCCUACUGUCAUUUCUGACGCCCUCGCUUCGAUGAUAGGCGCGGGUAUCGUAAUGCAGCUGGGAGUAUGGAACCCCUUUCUAUUGUUCGCGGAGGUAAUGGUGUGCAUCGGUGGUGGUCUCUUGACUACAAUCCAUCCUGGCAUAUCUGAUGGCCAUUGGAUUGGCUAUCAAAUCUUUGGCGGCAUUGGGUACUCCCUUGCUUCGAAUCUAGCUCAUCUCGGCAUGCAGGCGUCUCUUCCACAAGACCUCGUCCCAAUCGGAGCCACAACGUUGUUGUUCGGCAUCUCGACCAGUUGUGCCAUCUUUUUAUCUAUCGGCCAAACUCUUUUCAACAGCCGCCUAUCCACGAAUCUUUCUCAUGUCGUUCCGCCAGACAUUGCUAGCAAUGUCAUGUCUGUCGGCGCAACUAAUGUGAGGUCUGUGGUCGGUAGCGGUGACCUGACAGCAGUACUUCAGGCAUACAGCAAUGCGGUAACGCAAGUCUUUUAUAUUCCUGCCGUAGCGCCGGUCAUCUCGUUUCUCUUGCUGCUGGGAUGCACUUGGACCUCAGUCAAGAAGCCAAAGGCAAAAGAGCCUCAGGAAGAGUCAGAGCCUAAGGAAAAUGUCUAA